UUGAACAUAUAUUUUAUCUUUCCCUUCCACAAACAAUAUUUUCUACCACUAAUUAAACAUAAGAAAUCAUAAUCAUGAUUAAGGUUUGCCCAUUUAUUGGAUUGAAUGGUGAAAUAUGGGAUGAUGAGGAAGAUAAAGUUGCCAAGAUUUUUAUAUCUCAUGGUAGAAGAGUGAACUUCAUUCAGUUUCUGUACAUCAAAAAUGGAUCCUUUGUCUUGUCCAAUAAACAUGGUGGUGAUGGAGGCUUAAGAUUUGAUACAAUUAAACUUGAUUAUCCCUCCGAGUUUCUCACUUGGAUACGUGGUUACUAUGUGGAUUUUCGUCCUAUAGUUAUUCAACCUGCUACUUAUGUGACAUCAAUCACAUUUGGUACAAACAAAGCUACUUAUGGACCUUUUGGAAGCCAUGAAAGUUGUGAUAUUGAGUUUGAUUUCAAGUUUGGAACAGAUGCAUCUUUUGGUGGAUUUCAUGGCACAACUCAUAUUCAUUAUCUUGAAAGUAUCGGUGUUUAUAUCAAACCAAUUACUUGCCCUACAAUAGUAGAGAACAGGGAAGCAGAUAACAGUAAUGUUUCAUGAAUUUAUGAAAUUCGAAUUUAGUGAGAAUUGAGUAGUAACUCACUGAUAAGGCCGUUCACUGAUAUAAACUAAUGUUUUCUUUAUCUUUCUCUUAGACGUUCCUCUACCUUAAAAAGGGACUUAAAUAGGAGGGCAUGUACGUUAGUAAGUAGUCGAGCGGUUUCUCUAUCUUCUGUGAUGGAGUGUGGUUCUAGUUUAUAGCAUGUUAUGUGCUCCCUCUUCUCCGUAUCAGUGCUAUUAUUAUUAUUAUUAUUAUUAUUAUUAUUAUUAUUAUUAUAUCCUUAAUCAUCAAUUUUUGUACUAAUGUUGUUUCUUAUAUUCCUUUAUUUUCUUCUUCCUUUUCUAUAGAAAACAGUAUCUUUACUAAGGUACUGGGUUUUAAAUUUUCACUAGAUCUUUAUGUUUUCUUUAUCUUUCUCUUAGACGUUCCUCUACCUUAAAAGGAACUUAGAUAGGAGGCCAUGGAUGUUGGUAAGUAGUCGAGCGUAUUUCUCUCUCUUUUAUUGUUAUGUGCUCCCUCUUCUCCUUAUCAAUGCUAUUAUUAUUAUUCUAGUAUUUCCUUAUUCAUCAAUUUUUGUACUAAUGUUGUUUCUUAUAUUCCUUUAUUUUCUUCUUCCUUUUGUGGCAAGGAUCUAUAGAAAACA
Messenger RNA from Nicotiana tabacum (common tobacco), 1222 nucleotides. RefSeq names its product inactive protein RESTRICTED TEV MOVEMENT 1-like. NCBI's taxonomy places the organism in Eukaryota, Viridiplantae, Streptophyta, Magnoliopsida, Solanales, Solanaceae. Gene Ontology annotation, molecular function: carbohydrate binding. The record is from RefSeq and is a predicted model, not a curated record.